AUGGCGUGUUGUCAUCGGGGGCCCGGGGUCCUCCUCGCGUUCCUCCUCUUCCUCCUCCCUCCCCCGCCUCCGGCGGUGGCGGCGGCGCCAUGGUUGGGAGCGUUGGGGCGGUGGCGAACGGUGGUCUCCCUCUCCCAUUCUCUCCUGCAGCGCGUGGCCAACCUGCGGACCGAGAGGGGCGACCACACCGGCGCCGCCCGUGCCCGCGCUAUAGCGCACAGGCUGGAGCUGCUUGGCGGUGGCGGUGGCGGCGCCGAGGGGGGGCUGUGGUCACUGUGCUGGGACUACCUCCGGAACUACGCCUGGCGCGAGGGUGGCGGCAUCGGCGGCGUCGAGGCGACGGCGGAGAUUUACCGCGCGGCGGGAGAGCUGGUCUCGUCAUUGCAGGAAUUGGGGCCGCUUCGAUCGGACGCCGAGAGAGCUCAGUGGGCGGCCAGGAACUACCCCAAGAUGGUCUCUGCCGCCGGCACGAUAUUCCGCCGCCUCUCCCAGGCCUUCUGGAGAUCGGUAACCCUUUGUUCUCCUCGGAAACCUAAUUGAUACGUGUGGUUCAGAAACCCUAGGUUUUUCUGGAGGACUAACAGCUGCUGCUGCUGAUGUUGUCGCUGCCGCAGGGGGCCCUGCGAGAGACGGUGCUGUUGUUACAGAAGGAGGUGGCGGAUGGGGAUCUGGUGCGGGACUGUCUCCGGGUGGGGGCCCAGGACCUCGAAGGCUUGAUCCUCAUCGCUAGGGAUCUCUUCUUCUCGUCCUCCACGGGUUCCUCCGUGCCCCCUGAUAGUGACUACGAUCUCUGA
Molecule: messenger RNA, 794 nt
Organism: Spirodela intermedia
Lineage: Eukaryota; Viridiplantae; Streptophyta; Magnoliopsida; Alismatales; Araceae
Source: the annotation of a GenBank genome assembly